UUAUAUCAGUCAGUUCGUUAUAAGCGUGUACGUUAUAACCGUAGUUUACCGUAUACGUAUCAUAAUCGAAUAAUCAUCCAUCCAAUAUUCAUUUACGUACAAAACGUGCCUUUAAAACCAGUUACACAUCACAUACAAAUGUGUCAUAAUAUAAGUCGAUUUUGUAUCGCAAAAAUAUGUGUUCCAGCUCUAUUCUCUCACUCAUAAAUCUUAUUCAAUAAAUCCAAUUACUUUACGUACCAUGCCAUUGAUCUCAUUUACGUUCCAAAAAGACCAUUUAUCGAUAGGCAGAAUCUGCCCUUAGGAUUGGCGGAAUUAAAUCAAAGAUAUAUAAUGACUGACAAAAAGGGAUGUGAGUUUAAAACGGUGCUUAUACUUAAGCAAAUAGCAGUAGAGUAGUACUGGAAAUAUUGACAUCCCAUUCAGGAUAUGUUCGAUCACGUGGUGUGCAAUGAAAUUACAACCCGCAAGUCGAUGUGCUGCGCCAACAGCUGGCAGUUCCCCCACACAGACCACAGCUUGGGUGUGAGACUCCUACAUCAUCAAUAUCAUCACCAUCACCAUCACCAUCAGCAUCACAACCAUCAGCAGGACAGGGGACGUUGACUACUUGUUCGGAGUUUCAUACUGUAGACUCAUGUUGUGAAAAUAGUCAUGGAUCUAUGAUUAAAGUGUUGCUAGUGGACAACGCAUCUGAGCACGGUCUGGGCAAAGCUGUUGGCAUAGACGAUGGUUUACAUUGUGUGUUGAUCGACCGGUAGGGCUUACGAAUAUUGUUGUACCUGAAGCAUAUGGAUGUGACCUGUGUAUGUGUCUGUAGAUGGGACCUGUGGAUGUGGCUGUAGAUGUGUUUGUAGAUGUGACCUGUGGAUGUGUCUAUAGAUGUGACCUGUGGAUAUGACCUGUUAGAUGUGUCUGUAGAUGUGACCUGUUAGAUGUGUCUAUAGAUGUGACCUGUUAGAUGUGUCUGUAGAUGUGACCUGUUAGAUGUGUCUAUAGAUGUGACCUGUGGAUGUGUCUGUAGAUGUGACCUGUAGAUGUGACCUGUGGAUGUGACCUGUGGAUGUGAUCUGUGGAUGUGGAUGUGUCACCUACUCUUCACAUCAUAGUAAACACGUAGAAGGGCGAAAAGCUGGCUUUCCCUUAGUUUUGGAAAUUAAAUGAUGUGUAAUCCGCGGGGUCUAUAUGUGUGCUUUAGCCCAAACGUGUGCGUUGCAUUUUUGCUCAUAUGGGCCAUCACUUCCGCGGUAAUUCUCUUCUACUCAGCCCACGAUCCCCAUAACGGUCCCGCGCCCUUGCGUGUGAGAGAUGCUUUAUCUGGUCCGCUGGGCCCCCUUCAUCACAGAGACGCCACUCCCAGACCCCCACACCCUCUGCCUCGCAGAGAUGACAUCCCUAGACCCCGAGAUUCUCUGCAUCACAAAGACAUCGCCGCUAUACCCCCACAUCCCCUGCACCACAAAAACGUCACUGCUAUGCCACCACACCCCCUCCACCACAAAGACGUCACUGCUAUACCCCCACACACCCUCUCCCACAAAGACGUCACUGGUAUACCCCCACACCCCCUGCACCACAAAGACGUCACUGCUAUACCCCCACAUCCCCUCCACCACAAACACGGCACGGCUAUACCCCCACACCCCAACGGUCAGCCUGCUCACCAAGGUCAAGGUGAAGAUCUCCGGCACAGGAACGAGGCUGCUGUGAAGCUGCUCCGGACGACAUGGCCACAUCCGUCAAGUCCCUUUCUGCCGAAUGUCUCCAUUGUGUCGCGACUGUUUGACAUCAGUGACGCAGGACAAAUGGGUCGACCCUUGACAAUCAAUGUCAGCAUGUUGCCGGACCAAGAGAGGGCCAAAUUCCGGAAUGCCUACAAGAGACAUGCUAUGCAUGAAUACGUCAGUAACCUCAUCCCGGUACACAGACAGCUGCCUGACGUCAGGCCGAAGGGCUGCAGCGAGCGUUAUACAGGCCAGCAUCUUCCCCAGACCAGCAUCGUAAUUUGCUUCCUGAAUGAGGCGUGGUCUACGUUGCUAAGGACAAUCCAUAGCGCGCUUGACAACGCCCCGCCCCAUCUGGUGAAAGAAGUCAUUCUGGUCGACGAUCACUCGGAAUGGGAAUUUCUGGGAAAGCCACUCGAUGAUUAUUUCAAGUCAAAUUCCAAAAUACGGAUCUUACGUUCCGACGUCAGGAAGGGCGUCAUGCACGCGCGGCUGACUGGCUUCCACAACGCCAGUGCACCAAUCGUCACGUUUCUCGACUCUCACACCGAGUGUACGCCAGGAUGGCUUGAGCCCCUUCUGGCACCGAUUGCAGCUGACAACAAUGUUGUGAUGACACCGGCCAUCGACUCCAUCAACAAGGAGGAUUUCAGCCUGUCUGUCAGCGAGAUCCUGUUGUAUUACGUCGAAAUCGACAGCCUGACGGUCGGGGUUUCACACAUACCGGACAGGGAGAGGAGGAGGAGGAAGACGGCGGCGGACCCCAUCAGGAGUCCCGGCAUGGCUGGUGGUCUGUUCUCCAUCUCCAAAGACUUCUUCAUCCGAUUGGGAACCUUCGAUCCUGGAAUGUCUCAUUGGGGAGGAGAAAACAUUGAGAUGUCCUUCAAGGUGUGGAUGUGCGGGGGGCGGAUUGAGGUAGCUCCUUGUUCCCACAUCGGCCACGUCUUCCACACCCACAGCAACUACCCUGCCAGAACCGGCGUCAGUGCCUCUGUGCGGAACUACGCACGCGUGGCUGAGGUCUGGAUGGACGACUUCCGGCGAUAUUACAAGGGGUACAGAGUAAAGCACCACCCCAGAGUCUAUGACCCCGGCGACGUCUCCGAGCGGCUGCAGCUGCGGGAGAGGCUCCAGUGUCAUCCGUUCAGCUGGUACAUAGAAAACAUCUACCCCGAAUACAACAUCAGCAUCAAGCCACUGCUCACUGGACAGCUGAAAUGUGAUGGUAUUCCCGGUGCCUGUCUGGCUGCGUCACCGGACAGCCACACGCCUCGGCUGAAAAUGCAGCCAUGUGACAGCAAGGGAUUUCAACAGCUGUGGAACUACACUAAUCUGAACGAGGUGAUGACAGGGAAGUUAUGUGUGGACCACCAGAAUGACAUCACCCUACAACAGUGUACCGGCAGAGGAGGGCAUGGCAGGCAGAUAUUUCUGUAUAAGGACCAGCAUCUCCGGUGGCACAUGGACAAGUGUCUUACAGUUGGAGUAGAUAAGAUCUCGCUUAUCUCUACAGACUGCCAGGAUAGUGCCAACCAGAAAUGGACAUGGACCAGUCUUUUGUGAUGAAUGCGUUUCAUGGAAAGAAAUAUAUUUAUAUUACGACUGAUUCAGAGGAGACCUAAAUUGUGGAUGUGUUUUACAAACCACGAGAACAUCAUUUGCGUCAUUGAAUAGCUCUACAAGAUGAAUGAACCUGUGAAGAUCCGGGUUGGAAAAGGUCUUCAGCAACUCAUGCUUGCCGUAAAAGGCGACUACCGGGAUCGAGUGGUCAGGCUCGCUGACUUGGUUGAUGCUUGUCAUCGUAUCCCAAUUGCG
This is a messenger RNA of Haliotis rufescens (red abalone), 3539 nucleotides long. RefSeq names its product polypeptide N-acetylgalactosaminyltransferase 1-like. The coding region runs from base 1161 to 3287 and encodes 708 amino acids. The transcript is spliced from 11 exons. Lineage: Eukaryota; Metazoa; Mollusca; Gastropoda; Lepetellida; Haliotidae. Gene Ontology annotation, cellular component: Golgi apparatus. The record is from RefSeq and is a predicted model, not a curated record.